UAAAAAAAAUGACACACAAUUUCUGUUUUCAGAAUUGGAACACAUUCCUCAAAAAUUUUGCUGAAAAUGAUUUUUGCAUGGAUGAAAACUUCACAGUCCCAACAACAGAACCCACACCAGUAGCCAACUCACUUUCAUCACCUAACAAUGCACCAGAAAGAACUAGAAAUUAUUCUGUGGCCUUAUGGUUGACUGUGUGGCCCACCAUGGACUUCACAAGGUUUCACUACAAUCACUCCAGAUUACUAGCCACCUUGAGGGGGGAGGAUUUGGGAUUGAAAGGUCAUUUAGUGUCUGAGGAAGUAAAUGUGACAUUUGAAUUACCAUUUGACUGGAACCUUACUAACUGCCACAGUGCACGGAAGUGCGAUUCAGUCAGACUGCGCACUUGUGUGUAUUUUCAAGCAACUGCUCAAGUCUUUCCUGGUUAUAGGGCACCAGAGACGUGUAUUCCUUUAAAUGAAUCAAGCCAAGGCCCCUAUUCUCAUAUGACAAGUAGGAAGGACAAUACUUUCUUUAGACAUUUAUGGUGCAGUCAGCAUCCCAAAAUAGAAGUGCAAUAUGAAUGGGAUCCAACUCUCAACAUCAUGCUGUCCAUAGGUGAUAGAUCAGUGAUUAACUUGCACCUGAUGCACACAAGUUACUUCCUAUUUGUCAUGGUCAUCACAAUCAUGUGUUAUGCUAUAAUUAAAGGGAAACCAAAAAAUAAAACUAUACAAGUAGUUAAUGGAGGGUCAGUUUUGUAGGUGCCAGAGGGAACUCUAUGACAUGUAUAAUAAUUAACCAUUUAUGACCUACUAGAAAUUGGCUUUACAAGCAGGGCAUGUAAUUGGCCAGGGACAAGCAGAGGAAUUGGGUUUGAAGUUUUCUACAGGUCAUCACUAGAUGGAAGCUUGAAGUUGUGAUAGUGGCAUAGUUAGAUGUUAAAGCACAAAGUAAGAGGCCAUGAAAUAAGAAGUACUUCAACAUGGAAUCCAGUUAGAGAUAUAUUAUAAUUGCUUCAUAAAUAAAUGCCAGUGACUGCCAAGCAGAAAUGUGGUGUUUUAUUCAAUGUACCGGUGUACAAAGUUAUAAACAUAUAUGCCAUACAGUUGUCUCAAUACUGCAUAAUACUUGAUGAUUGUACUUACCAGUUUUUUGUAAUGGUAUUGCGCAGAUCAAGAUGUACCCUAUACCAGUCUGGAUCAAAGGAAUAUUGUUAUCUACCAAAAUGCAAUGAUAUGUCUAGAAAAGUACCACACCACACAACUUCAGUGAAUCAGCUGUCAUUUCUCUACAUGACGCAUGAAGCCAGGUGUGGUGGAGAGGCUGACACUUAAGAUUGGGUAGUUUGACACUUUUUUGUUUAUGUCAUUUUGUUCACGAUCCCCAGUUUGUCAUGACUUUUUGGAAGGCCUGCAUUGCAGUGUUAAUUAAAUAAUUCUCAUGAAAUUUGCAACACUUUAUAUCUUAAAUUAGAAUUGUAUUUAUGAUUAUAUGUGAUGUGAUAUGGUAUCAAAAUUGCACCUUUGUGUUGGAAAAAGAAGGGAAAUGCUUGGCAGAAUAAAUGCAUUGUUUGUGGCUAUAAUUGUAUGAUAAUAUACUGCUUAUAAGUAUAGUACUAGUACAAAUCAUUGUGGUCAUUUAACUAUCAUUCAAAUUAGUAACAUAAUGUUAACAUGCAUGUACAUGUUUUGUGUAAACCAUAAAUAUUUGUCUGUGAAAAUCUGUUUUAAAAUUGUGAUUUAAGUUAAAUUGUUUUGAGCAUUUUAAUAAUUGGUCCCAUGUAGUAUCGGAGCAGCAUUUAUAUUUCAUUUACGGACAAAAAUUACAUCUCGUGUGUAUUUGGUGUAAAAACAUUACAUUCAGUAAUUAUUCAUUGUUGCAUUUAUUAAAUUGUAUGUCAGUAAGUGUGCUACACAUCAAGUCACAGAGGAUAUAUUCUGUGUGUUUCCAGUCUUUUUGUCUUUUUUGUGCUUAUUUUUCUUCUUCUUUGUUUUUUUAGAUGCAUUCUCAGUUUUAUUUUGCAUCUCAUUUGAUUGGAUAUAAUCACACUUUUGACUAGCUAUAUCUGCAGUGUUCUUUGUAUUACCAUUAUUCAGUACUGUCUCAGCAGAAACUGCAACUUCAAGAAACUUUGACAAGUUCUCAGAGCUGUAAUAGAAUGAAGUCAGAUAUAAAUUUAUUCUUGUAAAACUUGGACAGAUGAUUGUCAGUGUUAAAUGUAAAGGUAAUCUGGUUUCAGAGUUACAAACUGAGGUCUUUUCAUGCAUAAUAUAAUUGUAUACAAAUCCAUUUUAUGCUUUGAAAGUAAUACAAAAAUUAAUACUAUACCUGUCACUA
Lingula anatina is the source of this 2322-nucleotide messenger RNA. RefSeq names its product transmembrane protein 248. The record is from RefSeq and is a predicted model, not a curated record. Lineage: Eukaryota; Metazoa; Brachiopoda; Lingulata; Lingulida; Lingulidae.